Messenger RNA from Pogoniulus pusillus (Red-fronted tinkerbird), 3371 nucleotides. RefSeq names its product protein O-glucosyltransferase 1 (gene POGLUT1). Gene Ontology annotation, cellular component: endomembrane system. Gene Ontology annotation, biological process: protein O-linked glycosylation; positive regulation of Notch signaling pathway. Gene Ontology annotation, molecular function: UDP-glucosyltransferase activity; UDP-xylosyltransferase activity. The record is from RefSeq and is a predicted model, not a curated record. The transcript has 11 exons. NCBI's taxonomy places the organism in Eukaryota, Metazoa, Chordata, Aves, Piciformes, Lybiidae. Bases 20 to 1198 code for a protein of 392 amino acids.
CGGUGUCGGCGGUGUCGGCAUGGGGCGGGCGGCGCUGGCCCUGUGGGCGCUGGUGGCGGGGGCUGCCUGCAGCCUGGAGCUCGCCGCGGCGGGCGGCGGGGCAGGUGCAAAAUGGAAAGCAUUAACUGACCAAAUUAAGCAAGCCGUGGAAGCCUAUAAGCCAUGUGUAAAGGAGAACUGCAGCUGCCACCAAAGUGUCUGGAAGCAGGACCUGGCUCCUUUCCGAGGUGGCAUUUCCAAGGAGAUGAUAUCGGAUGCGGUGAGCCGCAAGCUCGGAACACACUACCAAAUCAUUAAGAACAAACUGUACCGUGAGCAGGACUGCAUGUUCCCUGCUAGGUGCAGUGGAGUUGAGCACUUCAUUUUGGGCAUCAUCAACCUCCUCCCUGACAUGGAAAUGGUGAUCAAUGUGCGAGACUACCCCCAGGUUCCCACGUGGAUGAAACCUAUUAUCCCAGUCUUCUCCUUCAGUAAGACACCCGAAUACCAUGAUAUCAUGUACCCUGCCUGGACAUUCUGGGAAGGAGGACCAGCUGUUUGGCCAAUCUACCCCACGGGCUUAGGACGCUGGGAUCUCAUGAGGGAGGACCUCAGAAGAUCUGCAGAGAAAUGGCCGUGGGUGAAAAAAAUCUCUAAAGGCUAUUUCCGAGGAUCCAGAACAAGCCCUGAGAGAGAUCCUCUCAUUCUGCUGUCUCGGGAAAACCCAGAACUUGUUGAUGCUGAGUACACUAAAAACCAGGCUUGGAAGUCUGAAAAGGAUACCUUAGGGAAGCCUCCUGCAAAGGAAAUUCCACUGGUUGAUCACUGCAAAUACAAGUAUCUCUUUAAUUUCCGGGGAGUGGCUGCCAGUUUCCGCUUGAAGCACCUUUUCUUAUGUGGCUCACUCGUCUUUCAUGUUGGAGAAGAGUGGUUGGAGUUCUUCUACCCACAGCUGAAGCCUUGGGUCCACUACAUUCCAGUGCCAUCAGACCUCUCCAACAUCAGGGAGCUGUUGCAGUUUGUAAAGGAAAAUGAUGCCAUAGCACAAGAAAUUUCAGAGAGGGGACGCCAAUUCAUCACUGAACACUUGAAGAUGGAGGAUGUCUCUUGCUACUGGGAGCAUCUGCUGUCUGAGUAUUCCCAAGCCUUGACUUACAAAGUGAAAAGGAAGAAGAGCUACGGCGAGAUCACUUCUGAAUGGCUGAAAACAGAACUGUAGAGACUUCCCUGUUUUUCUCUUCAGCUCAAACUGAUCUUGGUGGAAAUCUGAAGAUCAGUAUGCUUUCCUUCUUGUUCUCUCAGACUUACUAUCCUUUACACUACAACUACAGAGAACAGCAGUAGGUUAACUUUGAAACUGCUCCCAUAGAGUGGACCUGGUUACACUUGCCGUAAGAUUAUUCAGGAGAAAGUUGAUGAUGGGUAAUGGGAUGGUUGUAGCCAUUCCUGGAAAGGAGUGGUUAGCAUUUGGGACUUAAUUGCUACCUGUCUCAGAAGGAGCCUUAAUCCUGUUCAGUCAGUGAGGAGCCUUUCUGUUAAUUUUGCUGGACUUUUUACCAAGUGCUCUGCAUUCAUGGGCAAGGUACAGAGGUUGACAGCUACACUCAUCUGGGAGAUAGAUGACCUCUUUUAUUUGCAACUGGUCAGUGUUUUCUCACCGUGAGAUAUUAAGGUGUUCUCUGACAGAAGCAGGUAUUAGGAUUUGGGGUUAACUUUUUAGAUAGCUUAGAGCUUGGAGGUUGAUGGUGAGGCUUUGAUGUGCCAUUGAAUGGUUCCUUGCACAAUUAAACUACCUACCUCAUAGGAGCAUGCUAAGCCUGAGUAGCAGACCAACAGUUGGCAACCGAGGUCCUCCAGCAGAUGAGCCAGGUGCCUGCACAGCUGUGCAGAACCGAGCCCCUGUCAACACCCUCCUGCUGCUCAGCCCAGAGAAAGCACAUGCAGAGGUAGAGUCAGCUCUUCUUUUCAUCCAGUUAUCCACAGGUUCUCUGCUGUGACCUGUAAGCUUUCUAAGGUUGUUUUGUGGGGUGUUGUUGAGGUUUUCUGAGACUGCUAACACAUCUGCUCACUUCAGUAUUUGCUUUUCUUUCCUGCUGUUUUUACACUCUUCAUCUCUUUCAGUAUGGUUGAGGGAAUGUCUUCAGCCACACAGUGGCAGCUAGUCCUCACACUGCUGGUUUUGAGGUCAGUCACAGGCUGUUUGCAUUCACAGAGUCAUAGGAUCAGCCAGGUUGGAAGAGACCUCCAAGCUCAUCCAGUCCAACCUAGCACCCAGCUCUGGCCAAUCAACCAGACCAUGGCACUAAGUGCCCCAGCCAGGCUUGGCUUCAACACCUCCACCACCUCCCUGGGCAGCCCAUUCCAAUGCCAAUCACUCUCUCUGCCAACAACUUCCUAACAACAUCCAGCCUAGACCUCUCCCAGCACAACUUGAGACUGUGUCCCCUUCUGUUGCUGGGUGCCUGGCAGAAGAGCCCAACCCCACCUGGCUACAGCCUUCCUUCAGGUGGUGGUAGACAGCAAUGAGCUCUGCCCUGAGCCCCCUCUUCUCCAAGCUGCACACCCCCAGCUCCCUCAGCCUCUCCUCACAGGGCUCUGCUCCAGGCCCCUCACUGCCUUCCUUGCCCUUCUCUGGACACCUUCCAGUACCUCAUCAUCUUGAGGAGCCCAUAACUGGACACAGCACUCAAGGUGUGGCCUGAGCAGUGCUAAGUACAGGGGCAGAAGAAGCUCCCUUGUCCUGCUGCCCACACUGCUCCUGAGCCAGCCCAGGAUGCCACGUUACUUACGCUCACUACAGCUGCUCAACCCAGAGGAGGUAUCAUUUCUGAAAUACUCUGGCCCUUGGGAGGCCAGGUAGGAGGCAGCAUCUCUGGCAAUCGGGCAGAAGAGUGUGGGCAGCAGCAGGAAAUCCCAGGAGGGCUGUUGCCUCCCAUGUGAGCACCCUUGAUUGUAAAGCAGCCUCAGCUUAGGAAGAGAAUGAUAGCAACUGCUCCUGCUGUCUUCUGCAAUCAGUUUGAGUCAGAGGAGAGGAGAACACUGCAAGGGCCAGUAACACUAAGUGCACCUACACACAUCUGUGCUCACACAGGCUUCCCAAGCCCCGAUGCAGCAAGGCAACUAUGAGAACUCUUCAAGCACCAGAGAAGCACCAGGUGGCCAGAACAGCAUGCUGAUACAGGCACUUGCCUUGUCCCAGCCUCCUGAGGCUAGCUGACCCGGGAGUAGAGAGUAGCCUGGGCUUGAGGAUAGGAACUGUGCAAGAGUUGGAAGGGCUGUUAUGGGUUUGUUCUUUCAGUCGGUGGAUCGACAGUAUUCUGAGGAACUGAAGCAGUUGUGUGUUUUUAAACCAUUUUUACUGAAGUGCUUUUGGAAUAAAACAAAGAAAACGA